This is a messenger RNA of Trypanosoma brucei brucei TREU927, 1923 nucleotides long. RefSeq lists its product as hypothetical. Gene Ontology annotation, biological process: regulation of cilium beat frequency. NCBI's taxonomy places the organism in Eukaryota, Euglenozoa, Kinetoplastea, Trypanosomatida, Trypanosomatidae. The record is from RefSeq and is a predicted model, not a curated record. The coding region runs from base 1 to 1923 and encodes 640 amino acids. Gene Ontology annotation, cellular component: ciliary basal body; axoneme. The transcript has a single exon.
AUGGACGUCACGCCUGUGGUUGCAAGGGAGAUUGUUCGCCGUUUUGGCAAACUGACGGCUGGAGGUUCUUCCAUGUCCCUCACGACGGAGCUCGCCUCUUUUGUCCUGCGCUUGCAGUUGCGCAACUCCCCCUUCCGUGACGCGAAGGGCGAUGUCGAGAUGACGCCGGAAGCAAUCGAAACCAUGGUGGAAGAUGUUGCAAAUUUUCUCGUUACCUGUUCGGAGGAUUUGAUGGCGACCCUCUCACUCCAGUGCCGAACACUAUCACUCCCCACGAAGUUGAAGGCCAAGCGUCAUAAAGAGCGGGUGAAGUUUGAGACAGUCACGUUGAAGCUCCUUACCUCUCUGUGUGAUAAUUCGGAGCGUUUGCCGGAGGAGCUUCUAGGUGAAAUGACAUUCUUUAUUUUGCACUGUUAUGGGCAAGCGGAAGAGAGUCAGUCGAAUCUUCCGGCGCGGAAGGAGACGGCGUUGGUGCUCACCGCGGUGCUCCCCAAAUCGCAAGUCCCCGCGUUUGCGAGUCAGCCACCUGAAGAGAAAAAACGACAACUUCAGGAACUUCGUCGCAUCGUGUGGGGUAUACGGCUUCAUAACGUGGCCUGCGGUAAGAGUGUUGGCACAGGCAUCACUCCACCAAGGGAUAAAGCAGAGUUACUGAUGUCAUCUCUGCGGGAACAUAUAGAAAAAGAACUAGAGGAGGCCAUUUCAGCGUGCGCCAGGUACGUGGCUGUGCUGCGCUCCCCCUCAACGCCUGUUGAAGGAUCGAUGCGUGAGGCGAUCUGUGCAGAGUAUCACCGACAACUUCAGUUAUUGUUAAACAUACGUAUGGCCAAGCAACAGCUAGAUACCCUUAACAACCAAAUAUUUGGUGAGUUGCUUCCAUCAUACGAAGCGGCGUUGGAAGCUGUUAAAGACGUUCUUGGCACAAGGUCCAUGCGUUCUGAUGGAGUUUCUCUACGGAAGAAUGUUUCAAAAGCUACGGUGUACCCCAAGUUUAUCGAGCUUGCUGAAGUGUAUGAGGAGGCGCAGCGCAGUUUUCAAUCAUUUGAAGAUAUCAAGGCCCUGAUGACUCUCUCUCUCUCACUAGGCAAGGUGUCAAAUUCGUCGCUUCCACCUACACUUUUACAGGAGGCUAUCAACCUUGAAAAAGAGGACGGUCCGGCGGAUCGAUGCUCCACAGAGGCACGGUUCGAAUCUAUUGUAACUGCCUCUUUACCCACCAAAUUAGACAGAGUUUUUUACGCUCGAGACGCUGAGACACUGCGCGCUCGCUCUGCAGUCUGUGCUUUGAAUGGCAUGUGCCCUGUAACUCUUCUAGAGGACGGUCUCUGUGUCGAGGGCCGUGUAGGUUCUAGGGACCCCGCUUUCCCGGGAUUCGUAAUGCGUUCCGAGGUAGAUAACGAGAGGGUGGAGUGGUACGCAUUUCAAACAGCCUCAAAGUUGUUAAGGUUCGCAGCCUCAUCCCAACGAUUUGUUGACCACGCAAAGACCUUAGUGAAGUCUAACAUGGUGAUGGUUGGGUUGUUUGGUUUGGUGGAUCUUUUGCCGCGUGAGCUGUACAUUGAGGGCACGCGUCGAUAUGAGCAUCAACAGGAGGAAGCACUAGCUGCUCGCCAGACCGUUAGCACGCAGACCGGCCAGAUUGAUUCUUACAUUGACCGCAACUACCGUUGGAAUGAAUGGGAUCUACGGCGGCAGGCGCUGAAACUUGUGAAUCUGCUUGACAUGCGGACUCACUCAACCCAAACGAUUGCCUCCCACUUCAGGAGGGAUAACGCGACGCAGUGUAGGCCGCCCAGAGACGACUCAACGCAGACAAUGCAAGAUAUCGCCGUGCAACCCCCAAGGACGGUACAGUACUUAAAGGGGCUUCGUGGCACCAAAACAUCAGCAAUCGAGACGGUACAGAAGACCUUCCUGUAUUAA